Messenger RNA from Trametes versicolor FP-101664 SS1, 810 nucleotides. RefSeq lists its product as uncharacterized. Lineage: Eukaryota; Fungi; Basidiomycota; Agaricomycetes; Polyporales; Polyporaceae. The transcript is spliced from 6 exons. Gene Ontology annotation, biological process: protein folding in endoplasmic reticulum. The record is from RefSeq and is a predicted model, not a curated record. The coding region runs from base 1 to 810 and encodes 269 amino acids. Gene Ontology annotation, cellular component: membrane; EMC complex.
AUGUCGAGCUCUACAGUUUCGCUGUACCUCGACCCGCAAAUACGGGAUUGGGUCCUGUUUCCGAUCACAGUGGUUAUGAUCUUGGUGGGCGUGCUGAGACACUACGUCGUACUACUGCUUCAGUCGCCACCCAAGAAACAACCACGCAAUGCCGUUCGGGAACAGCGUGCCCUUGUCCGGUCCCAAAUUCUCCGCGCCACGUCCGCGCACUCUCCGCUGCCACCCUCGUACUACAAGGCGGUGUCCCAAUACCUCUCGCAAGCGUUCGCGGACGGCACAUACCUUAAAGAUGGCCCACCAAAGGCCGACGCGCCCGCAAGCGCACCGCCCAACCCUCUGACGGACCCCAACGCCAUGGAGGGCAUGAUGGCCGGCAUGAAGACGCAGAUGGUGAUGAUGGUCCCGCAGAUGGUGAUCAUGGGCUGGAUCAACUUCUUCUUCCAGGGCUUCGUCCUCAUCAAGCUGCCCUUCCCGCUCACACUCGGGUUCAAGAGCAUGCUCCAGCGCGGAGUCGAGACACCUGACAUGGACGUCCGCUGGGUCUCCUCGCUCUCCUGGUACUUCCUCAACUUCUUUGGCCUCAACGGUCUCUACCGGCUCAUCCUCGGUGGCGAGAACUCCGCCGACUCGUCGCGUGACAUGACCUCGCCCUUCGCCGCGGCCGCAGCGGCCGCACCCCAGCCAGGCCAGGCACAGGAUUACAACAAGCUGUUCAAGGCCGAGCGCGAUAACCUCGAAUUUUCGGAAGGUUUGCAUACGUGGAUAGCGCACGACGUCGAGAGCCGGAUUCUCCGGAAAUACGGUAGGUAG